GAGGCGGGAGGCGGUGCCGGGGCCCGGGCCCGGGCCGGGGUCUGCGGCGGCGCCGGCGGUUGCGUUUUCCCCGCACCACGCGCGGGAGAGAGGAAGGGAAAGUGAAAUGAGAUAAAGAUUAAAAAAAAAAAAACAAAACAGCUUUCCGCAGUCACACUCUGCGCAUUGCCACAAAACUCAUUAAAAAAAAAUAGCCACUACCGGAAAAGAUCCGUUUCCCGAACCGCCUGGGCCCCCAUCGCCGCCGCGCUCCCGGCUCCCCGCGGCACCGGCCGCUCCUGCGGCUCCGCAGCAGAUGCAGCCUGCAGAUAAGGCAGUGGCACGACACUCGUGGCUUCGCCACUGGCAUUUAACCAGCCCGCGACUGGCACGGGAAGACUCCAGAGGCGCUUGGUGCCUGCGGCUGGGGAGCUUAACCGUGUUAGAGAGUUGCAGAAGAAUCACAGAGGUUUUUUCUUGCUCAGAGCAGGGAUCCACGGGGUGUAUAGAUGAACUCCAGAUUACGCAGGACCUUAAGAUGGAAUCAAGCCGUGCUGCUGGGGAGGGGGAAGGACCAGGGCCCUGUCGCCCACGGAGGGGCUUAGGGAAGCGUCUUUACAGCCCCGCUGUCCCGGGCUCCCGGCUGCGGGCAGCAGAGGUUCCAGAUCCUCCCCGUUUCCGUGAUCUCAUUAUCGGACAUGUUCCAGAAUCACCGGACCAAACAGCCGCAGAGAAGAUGCAGGAGGCCAAGCAGAAAGCCCUGUAUCACCUCAGAGAGAAGUUCCUUCCGCUGCCUCGGGCUUAGGCAUGGAUGACACCUCGGCGUCCGCGGGGCAUUCCCCCCCCCACAUGGAGAGGAAGAUGAGCGCUAUGGCUUGCACGGUCUUCAAUGAACUUCGCCUGGAAGGAAAGCUCUGUGAUGUGAUCAUCAAAGUCCAUGGUUUUGAAUUCAAUGCUCACAAGAACAUCCUGUGUAGCUGCAGUCCCUAUUUUAGGGCUUUGUUUACCAGCGGCUGGAACAACACAGAGAAGAGAGUGUAUAACAUCCCUGGCAUUUCCCCUGACAUGAUGAAGCUAAUUAUCGAGUACGCCUACACCAGGACGGUGCCGGUCACCGCUGACAACGUUGAAAGCUUGCUGGCUGCAGCAGACCAGUUCAACAUCAUGGGGAUCAUCCGAGGCUGCUGUGAAUUCUUAAAGUCUCAGCUGUGCUUGGAAAAUUGCAUCGGCAUUUGCAGAUUCACAGAUUACUACCACUGUCCUGAGCUGCGACAGACAGCCUACAUGUUCAUCCUACACAACUUCGAGGAGAUGGCCAAGGUGUCCGCAGAGUUCCUCGAGCUCUCCGCCAGCGAGUUAAAAGACAUCAUCGAGAAAGAUGAGCUGAACGUGAGACAAGAAGACGCAGUGUUUGAGGCCAUCGUGAAGUGGAUUUCUCACGAUCCCGCGAACAGAAAGCAGUACGUCGCUGUCUUGCUGCGGAAGGUUCGACUGGCGUUGAUGCAUGCGGAAUACUUCAUGAACAAUGUUAAAAUGCAUGACUAUGUGAAGGACAGCGAGGAAUGCAAACCUGUCAUCAUAAACGCCCUGAAAGCAAUGUAUGACCUCAACAUGAACGGUCCCUCUAAUUCCGAUUUUACUAACCCCCUCACUCGGCCUCGCCUGCCCUUUGCCAUCCUGUUUGCUAUCGGUGGCUGGAGCGGGGGGAGCCCCACUAACGCCAUCGAGACGUACGAUGCCCGCGCAGACAAGUGGGUGAACGUCACGUGUCAGCAGGAAAGCCCCCGUGCCUACCACGGCGCUGCUUACUUGAAAGGCUACGUCUACGUUAUCGGAGGAUUUGACAGCGUGGAUUAUUUUAACAGCGUCAAGCGGUUUGACCCACUCAAGAAAACGUGGCACCAGGUUGCGCCCAUGCAUUCGCGGCGUUGCUACGUCAGUGUCACUGUUCUCAACAGCUUCAUCUACGCCAUGGGGGGGUUUGAUGGCUACGUGCGCCUCAACACUGCCGAACGGUACGAGCCGGAGACGAACCAGUGGACGCUGAUCGCACCCAUGCACGAGCAGAGGAGCGAUGCUAGUGCAACCACUCUGCAUGAAAAGGUUUAUAUCUGUGGUGGGUUCAAUGGAAAUGAAUGCCUUUUCACAGCGGAAGUAUAUGAUGCCAAAACCAAUCAAUGGACCCUGAUAGCACCAAUGAGAAGCAGAAGAAGUGGAAUAGGCGUGAUUGCAUACGGAGAACACGUGUACGCGGUAGGCGGAUUCGAUGGAGCCAACCGACUUCGGAGCGCAGAAGCCUACAACCCCCUUGCCAACACGUGGCGUACAAUCCCCACCAUGUUCAAUCCUCGCAGUAACUUCGGCAUUGAAGUGGUGGAUGACCUCCUGUUUGUGGUUGGCGGCUUUAAUGGUUUUACUACCACUUUCAAUGUCGAGUGUUAUGAUGAAAAAACGGAUGAGUGGUACGAUGCUCACGACAUGAGCAUAUACCGCAGUGCCUUGAGCUGCUGUGUGGUGCCGGGACUAUCUAACGUUGGGGAGUACGCUGCCAGACGAGACAACUACGUGGAAUCGUCGCAGCGCGAUGAAGUCAAGUACACUUCUUCAACAAGUACCCUACCUGUCUGAACAGCUCUACUUAGCUAAUAAAGUCUUCUAAGCAGGAAGUGAAUGUAUUCACUUAUUCUAAAAUAAAAACAACUGAUACAAGCCCAAAAGAAUAAUUAGUAUUUAAAGCUUUCAUUUUCUGGAGCCACAAAAUCUGUGAUUUAGAGGUGUCAGUUACAGCCUAAGUAGCACCUUAAAAAAAUAAAAGGCACAAUGUACAACACAAUGCUAGAGAAAUAAAAGGUUUAUUUAAGUCACUUAUUACAAUAAACUUUAGUACAGUGUAUUUAA
Molecule: messenger RNA, 2877 nt
Organism: Dromaius novaehollandiae (emu)
Lineage: Eukaryota; Metazoa; Chordata; Aves; Casuariiformes; Dromaiidae
Gene: KLHL10
Product: kelch like family member 10
Exons: 5
Coding region: 787-2607 (606 amino acids)
Molecular function (GO): protein binding
Source: RefSeq, a predicted model, not a curated record